Molecule: messenger RNA, 1406 nt
Organism: Actinia tenebrosa (Australian red waratah sea anemone)
Lineage: Eukaryota; Metazoa; Cnidaria; Anthozoa; Actiniaria; Actiniidae
Source: RefSeq, a predicted model, not a curated record
UUUCAAGUGGUUUWUUUACAUAGGCUGGAAGCACUUCGAGGGAAAGGUAACGCAUAUAUCUAACGAAAAUGCAGUGCUUUUUGAUUCUCUUUCUUGGUCUAUAUAGUACGACUAUAGUGCAGAUUAAUAGCUUUUGCUCAAGGUCGUAUGAUUACCCAGACUGGGAGGCGCAAUCAAUUGAACAACGGAGCCAGGACGCUGACAUUAUAGUCUAUGCCGAAGUAAUCAAAAGUCCUUGUCACAAACCAGAGCSGCUAACUACGACAACGCAAGCUCCUAUUACGACAGCUGCAACUAUCUUAGAAAAAAUUGGUCUGGGGAACUCGACUAGCAAUGAGAGUUUAAGUAGUAACUAUACGAAUACUUCUGUGCCGGAGACGACUCCAGCGCCCACUACUACCGCGGCACCGACUAGCACCGCUAUUCCUACCACGCUUCCCUCACACAACUGCAGUUUUGGAUCGUAUAAUGCGAGCUUAAGAAUCCACUGUGUUAUCAAAGGUGGCGCGAUACCUGAGUAUAUAAAUCUGGAAGAGCUUGGAUUAGGGAAUGGAACGUGUUUUUUUAGGGAACUGAAUGAGACUGAGCAUGACUUAGAAGGCACAACGUCGCUAAUGAAGACAGCUUCACCCUUCACACCGUAAACGUCCAACCCGCCACMAAGGAGAUAGUCAACGCUACAGAGCUGAAACCCAUCUUCAAAGUCGYUGGUCGCCAUGCUCACGCGGCCAUAGAUGUCUGGGUCAACAAGACCGAUCCUAUCUGUAAACCGUACAGCGGAGCUACUAGUCACACGCUUUUCUCGCUUGCUUCGAUGUUUCUGAUCACUAUGUCCACAUCUUUCUUGUAUUAGAUUCAAUGACWUUUUCAAGGACUUGUAGAUACUAUAUACAUCGAGGAGGAGAUUUAUUGGRGAGAUUCUCUGCYAGCAGAGUCUCUCUUCUCUUUCUCUCCCUUCUUUYAGGCGGGGAGCGAAAGAGACUGCCGAUGUAGAGCGUUUCUUUUGAUACACCGCCGUCCACGAUCGUGGAGGAACAAAACCAGUCUUAAAACCGGUUUUUAACCGACUACAUGUAGUGCGCAUGAGCAAAUGUAACACACGGUGGCGCCAAACAUUGUUUGACGAGAGCGGCUGUCAAAAUCAUGACAGCGUUGCUAAGUUACGCCACGCAUGCGCGACAGAAAUAACGUMAUACAUCGGCAGRGUCUAUUUUUCUCUCUCAACCAAAACAAAAGGAAAAUAGGCUCGGCUAGCAGGGAAUUGGGGAGAGGGUGGGUUGUGGGAAAUUCUAAAAGAGACUUUUACUUCAUUAUGUGCGUCAAAAAUAAUAAAGUGCACUCACUAAAGGAUUUGAACCUUCCAUACGUAUUGCUGAUAAAUAWAAAUAAAAGAUGUUGAAAAGAAA